AUGCCAAACUUCAAUGCAGCUCCUCCGACGUUGGAGGUGGAACUUCGCCGCUUGAGAUGCUUUCACCGCACUCCCUUCUGCAUGGCGUCCAUUCUGAACGAUGGCGCCGGCGGCGCCGAUGCCGUCGCCACCCCUCAAGACCGGACAGGGGACACAGACGACGAGACCGUCAAAGCCGUACCAGCACCGAGCUGGAGCCUGCUCUCAGCCGAGACCGACUCAGACCUGGUGGCCAACGUCUCGGCUGAACUGAGCAACUUCAGCAGACGCACACUCACGCGGCACGACUUCAAGACCAUCGUGAAGAUAUGCGGCCUUCCGCUGUACCUCAAGUUCCCCCUCUUCCAGAUGGUCUCCAAAUCUCCCACGAAGCAGGCCGUCCUCGACGUCUGUCGGAAGCUGCAUCGAGUCGCCGGUAAAGACAGGCUGUCCAAGGUCGUCUUCGUCCUCACCAAGGGCCGCAGGACGUGCCUCCAGCCUGGUGACUUCAGGGACAUGAUACAGGAUCUGAUCGAGACGCACAGCGGGCUCAUCUUCCUGAGGCCAGUCACCCGUUCGCACACUGUUUACAUCGAUACUGUCGUGUCCCGACUCUUCUACGAGAUCGGCAAGACGUGGACGUGGCGGCUGGGUAUGGCCGAACUGCGUCGCAGUGACUUUCUGUCCCAGUUGGAUUCGCUCGAGUGCCACAACGACUUCAUGAACGUCGAGGGUGUCUUCUCAUACAAAGACGCUUACGUUAUUCACGCCAUCUUUAAUGCACUCGACCUGGACAACGAUCGACUUUUGAACCGACUCGAUCUUGCCCGCUACGAGAAAGGGGCCCUAACGCCCAAGGUCAUCGAGAGAGUGUUCGCGCUACUGAGCACGUCUGCCAUGACGUACGUGGACUUCGUCGUGUUCCUCCUGGCUGAAAAGGACAAGUCCCAUCCCAGGAGCAUCGAGUACUGGUUCAACAGGCUUGAUCUGGAUGGUGACGGCAUGCUGACCAUGUACGAGCUCGAGGCCUUCUUUCGCGAACAAUACGAUCGUGUGGCCAUUCUCAUGAAUGAUCCGGUGUCCUUCGAAGACGUCUACAGGCAGAUGAUCGAUCUGGUCAAGCCCAGAUCGUUGAAUCUGUUCGCGUUGUCGGAUCUCAAGCGGUGCGCUCUGGCGUCAGUGUUCUUCAAUACGUUCAUCAACACGUACGAGUUUAUCCACCAUGAGAUCUUCGACCCGUUCGAUGCAGAUAGACUCCGCAAUGGGUCCACGCAGUGGGAGCACUUUGCCAAGACAAAGUUUAGUCUUUUGAUGGAGGAAGAGGACCGGGAGGGCUCGUCUGAGGAUGAACUGUCGUAA
Ixodes scapularis (black-legged tick) is the source of this 1338-nucleotide messenger RNA. Its product is annotated as serine/threonine-protein phosphatase 2A regulatory subunit B'' subunit beta. Lineage: Eukaryota; Metazoa; Arthropoda; Arachnida; Ixodida; Ixodidae. Gene Ontology annotation, molecular function: protein phosphatase regulator activity; calcium ion binding. Gene Ontology annotation, biological process: protein dephosphorylation. Gene Ontology annotation, cellular component: protein phosphatase type 2A complex. Bases 1 to 1338 code for a protein of 445 amino acids. The transcript has 2 exons. The record is from RefSeq and is a predicted model, not a curated record.